Messenger RNA from Asparagus officinalis (garden asparagus), 844 nucleotides. RefSeq lists its product as uncharacterized. The coding region runs from base 293 to 694 and encodes 133 amino acids. The record is from RefSeq and is a predicted model, not a curated record. The transcript is spliced from 2 exons. NCBI's taxonomy places the organism in Eukaryota, Viridiplantae, Streptophyta, Magnoliopsida, Asparagales, Asparagaceae.
UGCUACAUCCACUAUUGAUAUUUGAAGGAAUCACAUCAAUAUAUGCACCUCUUUGAUUAAUUACCUCCCUUAUGAAAUUUGUACUAAUUUAAGCUUGGCUUAGUGAUGGGGUGGUCUAGGAGACCCAUCAUUAGGAGGCCUUCUCAAGAGAAUGUCAGAAGGUAAGUCCUUGCCCUUAACCACCUCCUGAUAGACAGCAACCUAUCCUCCUCCUCUUCAGUUGACAAGCCUUCCUGGUCUCUCUCCGCAUCCAAGAGCUUCUCACUUAAAUCCUUAUACUCAUUCUUAGUUGAUGGAGAAGAAUCCCAUAACCAUCUGUUCCUUUCUUGUAUCCUUGCCAGCCAAGUCUGGCCCCAGCUCUUGUCGAGGAUUGGCAUCAGUGCAAUUCCUCCUGAUAUCCCUUAGUGCUUUGCAUUAUGUUCCGACAGUUCAGUCCAUGCUUCUGUGCGUCUUCUCUGGGGCAUCUGUUUUCCUACAGUCUGUUGGAUCCUAUGGACAGCUCGCAAUGAUCGCAUCUUCUCUAACUCAAUCACCUCUUCUCAUCAAAUCAUCUCCAAGGCAGUUUACUUUAGUUAUUCUUUUCUGGGCAGGUGCUUCUUCUUCUAAGAAGGCAAUCAAGUUGAAGAACAUCAUUCGUACCUCUGGGCUGGCGGAUAUUAUCGAAUCUAGUGAGGACAACAGCGACAUCCCUUGAGUUGCGGUUAUAGCUCUUUGAUAAUUUUGUUUUUUUUUUCGUUAUGUCAGUAGUUGUAUUUAUUAUAUAGACAUUUACUAGUGAUUGGUAUUUUACUCUACCUUGGAGUUGUUGCUCCAAUCACCAGUAGAUAUCUACUUUUGUAAUCCU